CCGUUCUUUCUGCCUUCGACCACCUUCGACUAUUCGACCACGUUCAACAUCCGGGACGAACGGAUGGGAUAAACCGAUGGUAAUGGUGAUGGUAAUGGUAAUCCGUCCCCGUCUCGUCGUUCGUUUCCUCCAGAAUGUCUCAUGAGCCCGAGCGUGUGCUCCCAGGACAAAGACACCAGAAGUAAUUAUUCCAAUUGAAACGUCAUCCAUGGCUGUAAAUUGUUCUUUCUGCAUGUGUAGUUUGUUCUCAAAUAUCACAGAAACCUGUACACAGUUUACAGAGCACGUAAAUCAUCCUUUCAGAGAAUCAUAUGGUGAACAUAUGUAUUCAAUUGCACGUGCAUAUGCUUGAGCAUUCUUUAAAUAUUGUGCAAUAUAUAAAUUUUUGUUUACUAAGGAUUCAAAUAUAACUAGAAAAUAAAUUGAUGAUACUAUUAUAAUUAAUUUUUGUUGCCAAACCCUUUAAUUAGAAAAGAGUAAUAUUAGUGUUAUCUGUCAGCUAUAAUGGCAACAUCUGAGAGCGAUGAUUUUGAAAGUGCCGAUGAAGAAAUGGACCAUGACAUAUCUAAGAAAAAACGUGUUCCAAUGCAACAGUGGUGUGUGUCAAAUGCGAUAGAUUCAGAAUCUGAUGACGAUACGGAGUUUGUACCUCAAACACCAUAUACAAAUACAAACUAUAAUAGAAAGGCAGAAAGAAAAUUUUAUGGAGCAGAUACAUUGAUGGAUGAAAAGAAAUCUUAUAAAGAAACAAUUAAAGAAAAUAAAGAUACAGCUGUUAAAGAUAUGUGUGAUUAUAAAAAAAAUGAACAAUCAACAAAUGAUCCCAGUUUGCAAGAAAAAACAAGUUUUAAUAAGAAUGAAAAACUUCCAUCUGUGGUAACUACAUCUACAUCAGAUGAGAAAGAGAUAGAUCAAGAAAAAUUAAGCACAGAGGAGUUAGAAACUGAAAUUCCAAAAAAUAAUAAUCUCACAGAUAAUACAAUAAUAAAUGUUAAUCAAGGAGAUAAAUUGACAAGAAAAAAUAGUGCUGUAUCUAAAGAGGUAUCACUGAAGGAUGAAUUGAGUGAAUUAGAAAUGCCAGAAGAAAUGAAAUCAGAUAAAAAGUUUAAGGAAGUGUUCAAACCAGAAGGUUGGGAAGGUCUAGGAAAUGAAAUUGAGUUACCAGAGGAAUUAACAGAGGAGAAAUUGCAGCCUAUAUUAAAGAGACUGUCAUUGGCAGGACAAGAAACACAGAAUUCUUCCAAAGGAUGGGGUUGGGGUAACUGGGGUGUGAGUUCUUUGAUCGAUACAGCCACUGCAGGAGUUUCUACAUUAACUAGUCAUGUAUCGCAUGGACUCACGCUUUUGGAAGAAUCUAUUACCACACCAGAGGAAUCCAAUGCUACUAAGAUGGAAGAAGAAAAUUCUGAAACCAAUGUUGCAGAUAAUAAAACAGAGGAAUCUGAGGAAUAUUCUUCUUUUGGAUUUGGGAAUUUCAUAUCAGGUGUAUCUUCGAUAACCAAAUUGGUUGAAUCAACUGGAACUAAAGUUAUGACUGGUGGAUUAGAUACAUUAGAAGCCAUUGGCAAAAAAACAAUGGAAGUUUUACAGGAAGGUGAUCCAGGCUUAAAAAAAAAAAGGGCCUUUUUCAUGAAUGAAGCAGAUAAGCCAAUUUUGUCGCAAGUUCUUCGAGAAGCGAAGGAUAAAGCUGAUGCCAUUGAAAAAACAAUAGAGGAAAAGCAAAAGAUGAGAAAAAUUCAUUUUGAAAGCCUGUUUGAUGAUUAUCAAGGCCUAGUUCACUUAGAAGCAUUAGAAAUGUUAUCGAAACAAAGCAGUAUUAAAAUACAACAGCAUUUGAGUGGCUUAAGUAUGACUGAAUUAAACUCUGUUCAAGAGACGUUAGAAGAAGUUAAAGAAUUAUGCGAUUUAGGCGAAGUUGAAGAAAAUAAGGACGAAGUAAACGAUUUGAAAAUUCGACUACAAGAAGCUUGUAACAAUCUUGGAAUUGUUAUUGCAUAUGAAAAAUUACAUGAUGUUUGCAAGGAGUCUGAAGUUUAUCUCGCACCACCGGUUACCCAUACCGAUCAGGAAAUAUUCGUACAUGCUAUUUCCGUCUUGGCACAAUUCACAGCCUUCUCGAUGGAGAGAUUUCACAAAACUGCAGAAUUACUUCUAAUCAAAGAACACAGAAGCACUGUGAACGAAGCAGAUGCAUUGGUUCAUUUAACGCAUAUUCUCUCCAAUCAAAUUGGGAUACUAGCCAAUUCUUAUUGUAGUUCUUUAAAUUCACUUUUUCAAGUUUCAGACAAGCUGGACAUUAUUAAGUCUAAUAUAACAACGAUUUUCAUGGAGGCUUCAAAUGCAAGUUCAUACGUUCAAGAUGCCUUCAAACUGUUAAUCCCUAUUAUACAAGUCGGUGCUAUCUAGUUUAAUUGCAAACCAAGUACUGGAUUUCUUGCAAACGAUUUUUUAGUAUUACUUUCUCAAUGUUUUCGUUCACUAGAGGGACCAAAUACAUCGAUUUGUAAGCACUACACGUAAAGAUACGUACAGAUUCUAAUGUUUUUGAAAGUUAUUAUAGCAACAGUAACAUAAUAACAAUGUAAAUAGCAUGCAAUCAUAAUAACAGAAUAAAAAAUUGCAGCUUUGAAAUAACUUUUAAUACGGUAAAAUAACAAGUUUCUUAUCUCGGAAUUAAUGAUUAUUACUAAUAAUAAUUAUCAUUAUGUAAAUGUAUUAUAUGUACAGGAUGUGUUCCAAAAUGUGUCAUAUAAAUAUAUAACUAUAUAAUUUGA
Messenger RNA from Hylaeus anthracinus, 2774 nucleotides. Its product is annotated as protein FAM114A2. The record is from RefSeq and is a predicted model, not a curated record. The coding region runs from base 505 to 2406 and encodes 633 amino acids. NCBI's taxonomy places the organism in Eukaryota, Metazoa, Arthropoda, Insecta, Hymenoptera, Colletidae. The transcript has 5 exons.